AUGGAGAAUUCGACCUUCACAUGCAAACACACACUUUUAUACCCAUUUCUUGGAUAUGCCAUUAUUCCUAUAUUAACUACCACAUCUAUCUAUCUAUCUAUCUAUCUAUCUAUCUAUCUAUCUAUCUAUCUAUCUCUUAGGCUAUCCGUCAUUGUUGACGUCGACGCUGUCCAUCCAUCUGUGUCCGUCUUCUGUGGACUGCCAGAUGAGAUAGCAGUCCAAACCGACAAGUUCACAGGCACAAGUGGCUGGGAAACAUGCACGGUUCGGAAUUGGCAGGUUGCGGGUAACGUUGGCGUCGCCUCUCCUCCAGCGCCCCUCGUCUCUCUUCCUGGAAAUGCGCCACUCCGGCUACGCAGAGAGACCGCCAGCCGAUCCGAUCCCUUGCAGGGUUCUUCAAUUGUGUUGGGUCAAUAUUGCAGGAGACAAGAGUACGCUAUCUAUCUAUCUAUCUAUCUAUCUAUCUAUCUAUCUAUCUAUCUAUCUAUCUAUCUCAGUCCUUUUUUGCAAUGGAAACCUCUCCUUAAUUUCUGUUUAUUUUGUUUUUAUGUUAUAUGA
Molecule: messenger RNA, 558 nt
Organism: Acanthosepion pharaonis
Lineage: Eukaryota; Metazoa; Mollusca; Cephalopoda; Sepiida; Sepiidae
Source: the annotation of a GenBank genome assembly